Letharia columbiana is the source of this 1191-nucleotide messenger RNA. RefSeq lists its product as uncharacterized. The record is from RefSeq and is a predicted model, not a curated record. The coding region runs from base 1 to 1191 and encodes 396 amino acids. NCBI's taxonomy places the organism in Eukaryota, Fungi, Ascomycota, Lecanoromycetes, Lecanorales, Parmeliaceae. The transcript has 5 exons.
AUGUCGUCGCCAACAGGAUCCAACGCAAGCGCCGGCAUUGUCUUAGUUGCGGUCAGUUGGACGUUCUUCGUCGUCUCCCUGGUUGUCGUUGCGCUACGCUUCUACGCCGAUAUCUUCAUCAUACAUCUCGUGAGGAUAGACUCCUACCUUACCUUUCUGACCUUCCUGUUGGUCAUUGUGUCGCAAGUUUUUACGCAAAUUAGCGUUCACUAUGGAAUGGGGACGCACAUCGAUGCCUUGACCCCCAAUGCCGUAGUAUUGGCCCUCAAAUAUUGCUGGGUCGCGCAGCCCUUCCAACUGCUCGCGCUGGCAUUCGGGAAGAUCGCAGCAGUGACAUACCUAGCAACGAUCCACGGACCGCGCAACGCAAAUAUCAAGCUAGCAUUCCUGUGGAUAGUUGGCCUGGUCCAGCUAUUGAGCGGCAUUGUGAUACUCGGGUUCAUCUACUCGCAGUGCUCGCCCAUGACAAAGCUCUGGAACGUAGAAAUUCCUGGUACAUGCAAUGGUCGGGCAAGGAAUGUAUAUAUGGCGUAUCUGGAUGGAAGUGAGUCGACUAUCGCUCUGGCACAUGGUCCAAGGAAUGAUGCUGAAUAUCUAGGCCUCUCUGCGUUCUCUAAUCUGUGUAUCUCCCUGUAUCCAACUUUGAUAUUCUGGAACCUGCAGAUGAAGACAACGAAAAAGGUCGUUCUUUGCCUUUUGUUUGGAACGGGGGUGAUAGCCGCUGUUUGUGCUGUGUUCAAGACGACUAAGGUUAGCACGCUGGGGAAAACGACCGAUAUUACAUAUGAUAUGACGGGUCUGAUGACCUGGACCGCUGUGGAACAAUACACCGUCCUCCUAGCCGGCUCUAUCCCACCCCUCCGCCCGGCCAUCAAAGAACUCUUCAACAAAGCCUCAAGCACGACCUACUACCGCAGCCGCAACACCAACACGCUCCGCCUGGACGAUGAAGCCACACUCACCUCAUCCACAGUAUCACCAGGCAAAACCUCAGCAUACACAGUAGGCACCAAGGGACGGUCUGAGGCUUUUAAUGGAAAGAGAGAUAGUACGGAGAAAAUACUCAGCGAGAUGGGCGAGGGCGGAAUCAUGAUGACGACGAGAAUUGAAGUAGAGAACAGGAUUUAUGCACAGAGGAUGAAUGCGAGUAGGGAUCAGAUGGUUGCGAGGAACGGGAGGGAAGGGGUUUGA